Messenger RNA from Schistosoma intercalatum, 2621 nucleotides. The record is from the annotation of a GenBank genome assembly. Lineage: Eukaryota; Metazoa; Platyhelminthes; Trematoda; Strigeidida; Schistosomatidae.
GCGUGGGAAGAAUUACAUCCAGUUAUGGUGAUUGCUGUCAUAUAUGAGUAACAAAGUUCAGUCUACUAACAUAGAUGAAUAAUUAGAACUUGGAGUAGUUAAGUGAUGUACUGUUCUUAUCGUUCGUUGGCGUGUGUGACUGCAUAUUUCCUUGAAUUAUGUCGACUAACGAACUAGGUCCUCAAUCUGUUGUUGGAUUAAAAGACAUCUCUUUAGAUAUGAUGGUUAUGCAGGCCAACACAAUAAAAUUAAGUGAUCAGGAAGCUAGUCGUUCGAAUUAUUCUAAAGACGAGCCUUGUUCUAUUCAUGAUUCCUUUAGUAUUGACCGCCACUCUUCAGAUGAAAAUUCACCUGGUGCCAAAAUUAAAGAAGAUCGGUGUACUGAAGAAAUGACUAUAUCAGGCUCGGCUGGGGACGAUGUUUCACGAGCGUUGAUACAGCGAAAACAACCACUAAUGGAACUAGUUAGUUCCGAAGAAGGUUAUGUUCGGCGUUUGAAACUGGUAAAGGAUUUCUACAUACCUGCUGUUAAUGCUCCAACUACAGCUCAGUCCAAUACCGAAAACAUUAUAGGAGCAGCUAGCUCGCUACCUCACAGUGAUUCACAUGCUUCCCCGCCUGUUGCUCCAGAGGAUUUAGCAGCCCGAUGGAGAAUUAUAUGGGGAAACUGGAUUCAGCUAUAUGAAUGGCAUUCGGCGUUCCUUGAAAAAUUAGUUAGCGUUGUGGAGAGUGAUCCCGAUCGCAUACCAAAGCUCUUUAUUGACUCUCGAGCUCGUUUAAGGUCUAUAUACUCGAAAUAUUGUGAAAAUCACCGAAAGGCAGCUUUAAUUGCAGAGCAGUACCGGGAUUUUUUUGAGGAGUUGCGUAUUUUUAUUGGCGACAAAGAGGACGUUGUCUCACACCUGAUGCAACCAGUACAGCGUAUAAUGCGCUACCAACUCCCUAUUGCAGAGAUUCUUAAGUACACUCAACGUGCCUGUUCACCUGAUCUUUUAUUGUGGAAAAAGACUUUGGAGAUUAUGAAGGAAAUCCCAAAGGAUACGCAACUGAUUUUGGAAGCUGCUCGUAUAGAUGGCUUCCCUGGAGUAAUAACCGCUUUGGGAAACAUAUUAUUACGCAGUGAUCUGUUAGUAGCAACUACUACUCGUGAGCAAUUGUUAGAAACUGUCACUGCCUAUAAAAUGGCUCUUCAAAAUGUCAACAGUGGUGUUUUUUCUGAAACCAAUACAUCACUUAACAAAAUCCCUUCUCAUGUUGGGCGAUCUGGAGUAAAUACGGGUCCAUCACUUUCUACAAACACUUCAGCCACAAUGUGUUCGUCCUCUGCUACACCAAAUAGUUUGGGAUUACCUUCUCCUGUUGAAGGCCUUAAUUCUGUUAUCUCAGAAGGAAAUGGACUUUUUACAGGAAAUCUAAAGUUUGUAGAAUCACGGUUGUUUUUAUUCGAGCAAAUGCUACUCGUAACGGAAGAAGUUAAACCAAAGCGUCGCGUAGCUACCAGUGAUACAUUUUCCCAGUCUACUUAUCAGUUUAAAGCUGCAAUAAAUGUCAACAAAAUGCGUUAUGAGUCUCAUUGGUACAAUUGUACUCUUUCGAGUGGUCACAUAAAUUCAGAAGCUGCAACUAUUGAUAAUCUUUUGUGCAGUGGCUAUUCACCUGACGAUCUGCGGUUUGCAAUUUUAGACCAAACUCCUGGAAAAGACUUCGUCUAUGUUAUUGAUCCUAUUAGCUGUUCGAAUAGAGAAGCAUGGGUUGUACAGUUGCGUGAUAUUCAGCAUAUGCAGCACGAAUUUUUGCUUGCUCUCCAAGAUCCAAGGAAAUUCAACACUAGCACUCGGGAUGAAGGAUGGGCUAAGGAUUCACUAACACAUGAACUUACAUCAACUUUUAGUACAGAUCAAUCUGUACGAACUGAUGCUCAGUUAUCUAUAUCCAUAUCUCCAUGUAAUCAAGCAAGUCAACAACCACAUAAAAAGUGGCCAAGCUUUACAAUGAAACGCCCAGUUAGAUUAGGUUCUAACUCAUCUUCCAUAGGCACAAAAGAGAUUGGAACAGGAAGACAGUCUUCCGCUUCACGCCCAAUUAUCCCUCUUAAAUCAGGAUCUCAAGAUCGACCAGUUUGUCUUGCUCGGUCUUUAUCUGCCGAGCGUCAAUUUUCGAAUCGCGAAAAACUUGUAGAUUCGAAGUUCCUAACUUGUGAUGAUCAAACUGGUGAUGAUGUGUGUGACACAUCAGUUUACCGCAAAUCUUCUCAAAGUGCAAAUAGCUCCCUAAAGCUGACUAAUCAAUCUGUUAGCUCAAAACUAUCGGAUAAUAUUUUACAAAAUGAAACUACUCCACAUUUAAAAGGUGGAUUGUUGAAGAAAAGAAAUGCUCUUGUAAACUUCUUCAGUCGUGGCAAACCUAAGCACAGGGGUAAACACCACCAAAGUCAGCAUCAGUUAGUUGUGCCAUCAGGAUUACAGUCUAAAUUAGAACAUGAAGCUGUUCCUGACUGUACAUUUCCUAAUUCCGAUGACCAUGUUUGUAAUUCUGAGGUAAAUUUAGGAGACAAUCCAAUCAUAUCAACUGAUAAUAUACCCAAUGUUAAACCUCAUGCUUUGGAAUAUACAACAGAAUAA